Trypanosoma cruzi is the source of this 3036-nucleotide messenger RNA. RefSeq lists its product as uncharacterized. Gene Ontology annotation, molecular function: RNA binding. NCBI's taxonomy places the organism in Eukaryota, Euglenozoa, Kinetoplastea, Trypanosomatida, Trypanosomatidae. The transcript has a single exon. Bases 1 to 3036 code for a protein of 1011 amino acids. Gene Ontology annotation, biological process: poly(A)+ mRNA export from nucleus. Gene Ontology annotation, cellular component: nucleus. The record is from RefSeq and is a predicted model, not a curated record.
AUGAAAUUUUUUUUUCUGCUCUUGAUGUUCUUUUUCCCCACACACAUAUUUCUGCUACCUCUUCAUUCUUUUUAUUUUAUUUUAUUUUACUUUGAUUCUUCUGUAUGCAUAUAUAUAUGCACGCUUUAUUUCUGCAUGAGGUGUGGUGUUGUUUGCUUUCACUCGACACAAUUUUAUUUUUGCGUAACGGACGUUUUGCUCCACGCACCGCCCUCCAUGCUCUCCAGCACCGCUGGCUACACGAGACGGUCGCGCGUUCUUGGAAGACGCCGCGAUGAUACGACGUUGUGCUCGACGUUGUGUCCGGCGAUGCGGACGAGGGGCUCCUGCCGUAUUUAUGCGCGGGAGGCGUCGGUCCGCGCCUCAGUUGCCGCGGAAAAGGAGGAAGAACUUCUUCGCAGCGCCACAGAACUGUUUAGGUUGCAGGAGGAAGUAAUGCAGGACGGCGCCGCCGCAGACGAACGUCAACGCACCGCCGCCAUUGAAAGUAUCGUGGCCGAACUGAAGUGUGAGAAGUCGUAUGAGAAUUGGAGCCUUGACGCCGCGGUGGCGGAGCGCAUGGCAUCGCUGCGGUUGCGGUGCUGUCCAUAUUCCCACAGGCGCGAGUUGCAGAUGGAUCUUCGCCAGUCAAAGCGAAGGGAUACGGCAAAAAUGGAAGAGGCAAAUGAAAAACAGGAGGCGAAUGAAAAGCGACCAAAAAAAGGGGUUAUCGCGGCGCGGCAGCGUGUCUUUAUUAGCCUCUCGCCGCUACAGAAAUGUGUGGCGUGCUUACUGUGGCAGGGGAGUUUCGAGGUGCCCCAGAGGGUUGUGUGUGAUGUGCGGCGUCGCUUAGAGGCGGAGAUGCUUCUUGACGGUUGUGAUGCGGAUGGCGUCGACGUGGAGGCGGAGGAGGAGCGGGUGGUGACUGUCACCGUCUUCCGCCCGUCCCUCGGCGUUGUGGACCUCUCAUCCAUUCCACAAAUCGUUGCGUACGUGUCGCAGCAUCCGGACGACGCCGUUAUUCGUCCUAGGACGGCGGCUUAUUUUACAGGCAGCAAUACGCUCCGGUUUCCACGUGGCGUGUCGGAGAAGGAGAUUGACAUUGGCUCCCCGGCAUGUGCACAUGAGUUGGUGGAGGCCAUCGUGUGGACAUUCAACUGGAUGAAUGACGAAGCCACACAACAGCAGCAGAAGCAGCCAGUGGUGUUGCGUUCCCUCACCAUGCGUCGAUGUGCCAUGAGGACUGCGGACGCCCUCAUCAACGCCCUACGUAAGCACCAGCUGGACACCACCCUAAUCGCUCUGGACAUGAGCGACAAUCGACUUAUGAGUCUUCGCUUCCUCUUCUUACUCCGUACCCACUUUUCAAGUCGGCUGCUGCGUCUCUCGCUUGAGAACAACCCCAUCACACGCAAGCCGGAGUACCGGGAGCAGGUACGCAAUUCGCUGCCGAAGCUUACAAGCCUUGACGGCAGGCCGAUUCGCCGUCCACCGCUCUCGACGCCGCAUCCAAGGGUGGUGUCGUACACAUGCACCGCCACGCAAGACACGCCGGGCCGCCAGGUGAUUUCUGUUGAAGAGUUGAAGGAGGUAUUAAAAGGAGUUUCGCGGUUCCUGUACGUGUGGGAGACACGCCGUGUGCCAUGGACAUCAGCGGAGCUGAUGUAUCAACGGCAACAACAGCAGCGCCAGACCUCCGACGAUGAACAACAACUGAGGGGAAACAAUAGAGUGAAGUUUUUUCGGCCGCCAGAGGAAGAGCUUGAUGACAACAAUUUCCAUCACCGCUUUUUACAUCCUUCGGCCACGUUCUCCAUGAGUCUUCAAGAAGGUCUUGCGUUCUUUGACCCUGCCAAGAUGCGACUUGCCACAGAGGUGGAAAUGGACGACGAGUACACAGGGAUGCGUCUCUCCCCGCUGGACGUGCGGGACCUCGGGGUAUUUGAUGUCGCCAUGAAAGGCAACAGCCGCAAUCUGCUAAUGGGGCGCUCCGUUCUGCACCGCUUUGCUCGUGGCUCACUGAACUGCUACACGGCGUACAACUACAGCCUGUACCCGCAGCGGCUGGAGGUGUGUCAUCAUCUUGGUAAUGCGGUUGUGUCGGUGUCGAAGAUCACAGACACCGCCCCAUCGAUGAGGGAAAACAUCCCCACAACGGCAGUCUCAGUGGAAGCAACGAGGGUGGAAGAAGAGUCAGACUCACCAAAGCAGAAACGCCGAAAGAAACGACGUUUGGAAGCAACGCGACCCCAUUCUCCUCCACUUUCUUCUUCAAGAACAACUGCGAGAACAACAACAGUUGGGGCACCCUUCUCCACUAGGAAUGAUCAGCGAAAGCCGACUUUCUACAUUGUAACGAUUCACGGCAUGAUGUCAUGGCGGGCGCCAACCAUGAAACGCUCUGAGUGCAUUCUCGCUGCCUAUGAUCGUGUGAUGACGUUUGUUGAGAACGCCCUGCCGCCAACGAACCCAAUUGAGAAAAGGCGUAGUGCACCGCUGCUUCUCUUCAACGACCAGGUGCAUCUCCGCAAUGCCACGAACGGCCAUCUGGCGUGGUUCGUGGCGCAGACAGAGGAGCGGGUGGCGCGGCUUGUUGUUGAGUACGGCCUUGAGGCCUGCGCAGAUGGCGAGGCCCUCGUCCGUGCGGUGGUGGAAAGGGCAAGUAGCGAUGCCGCUGCCAGCGGUGCUAUGCACAUUCUGACGUUUGGCCUGGGCUCCAAAGGUGCCGAGGAGGAAGAGGAAGAAUCGGGGCACGAAGACAGUGGUGAUGCGAACGGUGGCUGCGACGCGUGCAUGUCACGCCACUUUGACAUUUUUUCUCUUCUUUCAGUGGAGAGGCCUUCAACCCGGCGGGAUGACGGAAAAGAGAAGGACGACGACGAUGAAGAGACCGGGGUGGUGGCGGAGGAGGGCGUCCCCCACCGUGUGACGCUUGCGCAGGUGGAUGCGACAGUGGCCGCAAUGAACAGGCGAUACACCGCCGUCUUUGCCCCUUCUGCCGCGCUGUGCCAGAGGGAGGCGGAAGAAAAUACAACCCCGCACGGAGAGGGGUCGUAA